UCCCUUGCAGACAACAGUUGGAGUCUUUCCUAGGAUAACGAUGAGCUCGCCGGCACGUCCACAUACUUGAGUCUGGGCAAUGACGGAUGGGAAUACCGCUGUAGACUGUUCGGGUUCCAAAGAGGAGCCCCAAACUCGCAAAGGUGCAAAGAAGCAGGCCAAGUUCGGUUUUUGCACAAGAGAAGGAUGGGAAAUUUUAAAGGUCAUGCACUGCCUGGGAGCUUUUUGCUUCUCUUUGGCUUGUGGUGGUCCGUGAAAUACCCAUUGAAGUACCUCUGUCGAAAGAAAAAGAACACAUCUUCCCUGGGCUCCAAGGCAGGAUUUCAGCGCUUAGAAUUUACUGAGGGCAUCAUCAAAGCUGUCUUUGCUCUAAUUGGAAUGAUAGCUGAGCAGUUUGUUCCUGACGGUCCUCACCUGAAGCUGUAUAAUUAUGAAAGGAAACAAUGGGAUCACCUAAUGAACUGGCAACAUGCCACCAUGUAUCUCUUCUUUGGUAUCUCAGGACUGGUAGACAUUGUGGUGCAUAGAACUAAUAUAUUACCAAUAGCAUUGGACAGAAUGAUGCUUUCGCUAGCAAUUUUUGUGGAAGGUUUUCUGUUUUAUUACCACAUCCAUGGGCGUGCUAUGCUGGAUUUUCAUGUGCAUCAGUUACUUUUAGUGGCCAUCUUCGGAGCAGCUAUCUGUGUUUUCUUAGAAGUGUUCUUCCGUGGCAUCAUAGUCAUUGAGAUGCUCCGGACAAGUCUCUGCUUACUGCAAGGGAGCUGGUUCUGGCAGAUUGGAUUCGUUCUUUAUCCUCCAAGUGGGAGUCCAGAAUGGAACCAAAUGGAUCACAAUAAUAUAAUGUUCCUCACGAUGUGCUAUUGCUGGCAUUAUGCAUUUGCACUUCUUAUAAUGGCAGUGAAUUACAUGAUAGUCAGCUGGGUAGUUCGUUCAAAACUAAAACAAGCCCCAACAAUGGAAAUUGGAUUACUGAAAACAUCUGAGCGAGAUCAGGAGUCAGAAGAUGAGAUCUAAUUUAUCUAAAUAUUUUCUCAUAGAUUACCAAUUCUUUCUUCCAUAUCUGAGAUGCAAUGGUUUUGUCUACUGUAUCAUUUAAGCUUACACAAUCUGUGCAUCUAGAGAUUAAUUUAUGAAAAGUCCGUUAGUGUGUUGUUUAUAUGCUGUGCUUGAAGUAGAAAGAGAACAUUUUACUACUGAGCAGGCUAGAGGUGACAUUGUCAAAGUGAAAAUCAAUCCAGGCCAUUAAUAGAUAGGUCUACUCUUUCUUUGCUCUUGGGUAAAUUGGGAAAUUUUCAUACAUGUUAAAAACCCAAAUACAAUCCUAAUGUUGCAGGAAACACAGUUUAAAACCAAUUUAUAUGUAAUACAAAUUUGCUUUAGGUAUAAAGGAUAAUUUCUUGUUUAGGUUCCAAAUUUACAAAAUGUUUGUUUUCAACUGUAUAACUUUGUUUCUUUGUCAUAUCAUUAUUAUUUAUUAUUAGUUAUGUUCUGACUGCAUCAAAGGAUACAAAAAACUAGUGUAGAAUUAUUUAGCAUCAGUACUCAGCAAAUGAUAUCCCUGAAUUGCUGGAUAAUUGAAGGUACUACAUUGCACUUGUUACUUAACAGCAUCGGAGUUAAUUUAUUUUUAUAAUUAUUACACAGAAGGCUGCUGUAUAUUUUGAAUGCCUUCUAUGCUGAAUUCACUCACUAUGAGACUUGGGCCAGAGUUCUCCCCUUAGCAAAGAAGCUCACCCAACCUUUGGGGAUGUCAUUAUGUUUCAGUCUAACCUACCUCACAGAACUGUUGUGAGAAUAAAUUUUCCAUUGCCUUGUGCUCCAUGAAGGAAAGGUGAGAUACAAUCUAUAACAUAAAUAUAAUGUUAGCAAAGAACAGAAUCACCACUGAAUGCAGCAACAGAGUAUAUAAAUGUGACUGUUACAUACCAGAGAUCUGGCAACAAAAAUGCUUUGCUGCACAUAGACAAUAACUGAGAGUACAUUUGAAAGCUCAACAUUUUUGAAGGUAGGGUGGCCAGAUAACCAUCACUAAAACAAGGAAAUGCAUCAUCAAAAGAGGAGAGAUGAGGGUUUCAUGAUAGUACAUGCGCUAAUUCUAUGUAAGGAUUCAAAUUACUAUCUUUUAAAUAGAAAUAGAAAACAUCUCAUCAGAGCUGCAAAGACAGCUUUAUUAGAGAUGAGCAGAUUACCUGUGCACCUGAUCAGCCUUUUUUCCAGGUGCUGUCUGUUGAUGGACAACUGCACAGGGGCUUAUGCUCUCCCUUUAUCUUUAAACUGGACUGGGGCUGGAGAGCCCCUCAAAGAGAAGAUGCCUCCAAACAGGGCUGUCCUCUGGCAGCUUCUUAAGGAGAGAAUGCCUUCUGUAAAGUAGGGAACAUGGCCACUGUAUCUGUAGGGCAUGGAGAGGGUCCAUAGCUCAGUGGCAGCGUACAUGGUUUGCAUAUGAAAGGACCCAGAUUCAAUCCCUGGCAUCUCUAGGUAGAACAGGAAAACCCCCUGCCUGAAAUGCUGGAAAGCCACUACUAGUCACCAUGGAUGGUACUGGGCAAAAUGGAUCAAGGUCUGAGCUAGUGCAAGGCCACUUCCUGUGUCCCUAAGGACAGGGGCUGUAUGCACUUGCUCAUGCUAAUUGUUGCCAGUGUAAACCACUAGGAGCAAUCAUCAUGAAUAGUGUGUGGGGCAGCACCCUAACCCUCCACCUCCCUGGCCCUGCCUGUGCUACUAGAUAGUUCUUCCCCUUUCCCAUUUGGCAUUACAGUCAGCACUUUGCUUCCUGGGGAAAGGACCAUUUGGAAGUAUCCUUAUUUGUGUGACAUAACUCAGAAUGAACCUAUACUCAGGAAAGACCACAUGGUAUUGUGUGCCUUUAGCUUUAAUGUCACUUAGUAUACUCUCAGGUAAAAAUACCUUGUUUGAGACAUAAAAUCAUAAAGGUGUUUGCAAAUUUCAUAGCAUAGAUGUAUGUGUUCUCUUUAGGAGUUCUAACUUUAAAAGACUCUACUGCAUUAGACAUAUACUAAAUAUCAAUUAGUAAUGGCUAUUUGAUAUGCACUUUCUAUUCACCCAAAUUGUGGUUAUAACAAAAUCUCUUUGUAGAAUCUCCUGAAGAAUCAUUUGAUCAGUCAAAGAUGCUUCAGGCUUGUGCAACUCCUUUAAAAUUAUGAAUAGUGAUUUGCUUUUUAACUGCAUUGUAUCAUAAUCCAUUGAAAUAAAGUAAUUCC
This is a messenger RNA of Varanus komodoensis (Komodo dragon), 3221 nucleotides long. RefSeq names its product transmembrane protein 45A (gene TMEM45A). The record is from RefSeq and is a predicted model, not a curated record. Lineage: Eukaryota; Metazoa; Chordata; Lepidosauria; Squamata; Varanidae. The transcript has 6 exons. The coding region runs from base 187 to 1014 and encodes 275 amino acids.